Molecule: messenger RNA, 5842 nt
Organism: Chlamydomonas reinhardtii
Lineage: Eukaryota; Viridiplantae; Chlorophyta; Chlorophyceae; Chlamydomonadales; Chlamydomonadaceae
Exons: 1
Coding region: 253-3153 (966 amino acids)
Source: RefSeq, a predicted model, not a curated record
AACAACCAGUUUACGAACAACCGUCUACAACUGUGAACAAACCUGCUCUCUAACGAUUCAAAAGCCUCCCAACGCCCUCUGCCUGAAAGCGCUCGCAAUUGCUCUUUUGCCAAUCUCGCCCUGUAGGCCCGGCGUUCUUCAGGCUAUUGCCCUUUCUAGCUUUAAAGGAAAGACUUUGAGUAGUUAAUCCAUCCACCGCUCGCGACUACUCGCCAGCUUUCCGCUCGCUCGUUCCUGAACGUUCCCAGCAGCAUGCUCAAGCGUGCCCCGGCCUCUGACGACGUCCGGCCCGCCCUGAGGGCAAGGACCAGCAGCAUCCAGCCGAACGCAAUCAGGGCCGGAGCUCAGGCGUCCAAGCCAUUCGUGCCGGCGGCAUCCGCCACGAGCUUGGACCACAUCGUGCGGAGCAUCGACUUGGAGGGCCAGCGCGCCUUCGUCACCGCGCUGCAGAGUGACGACGCUGUGCGGUUGCGCUCUUGUUGCCGUGUGUUGCGGAAUGUGGUGGACUUCCACAUGACCCGUGUGCACAUCACUGUCGCGGAGCCCGGCGCUGACGCCCCGGGCUCCCGCGCACCAGGGUAUGCCCCGGGCACGCCCCCCGCCCCCGCCCCUCCUCCUCCCCCGCCUCCCCCGCCGCUCAUGCUGGCCCCACACGCCGCCGCUCCCCAUGCCAUUCCCUAUGCCCAUGCUGUUGCUGCUGCUGUUGCUGCUGCCCCGCUUCCCCCGCCAGCACCUGCUCACGCCCUCCCCGGCGGGCUGCCCCCCGCCCCCCUCCCUCCCUCCCCCAGCCCCCCUGACCGGCACGCCGACUGGUGGCACGCCACGCUCCCCCGCCUCGUCACCUCUGCCCUCACCUUCGCCGCCAACAAAUGGACUCACCUGUCGCACAUCCGCCUCGACCUGCACGCCGCUUCCCUCGCGCCACCAGACGACACGCCGCCUGCCGCCGCCGCCGCCGCCGCCGCCGCCGCCGCCGCUGCCGACCCGCUCGGCCCCAUCAACGGUAGCCGCGGCGUCAGCGCCCGAUACGCAGCCGCCUUUGCCGCCGCGGCCGCUGCGGGUGUGCGCCUGCCCGGCGUGACGUCGCUGCAGCUGCGGGUCAGCAGUGCCGAGCUGUGGGCAGUUGCGGCGGCGGAGGCCGCGGCUGCCGCGGAUGAGCGCCGCUGGCCCAUGCCGGUUCCUGAAGCGACAGAGGUGGCGGCGGCGGCGCUGCGGCGGCGGGCGGCGGCGCCACUGGUGCUGAGCCCUGCGCUGGCGGCGGCGCUGGCGGCGCUCUUCCCGCGCCUGGCUGAGCUGUCGUUGGUGGGCCCCUGGGCCAGUCCUGACAAGAGCGAGGCGCACCUGCUCCACGCCCACGUGGACCCCUUCCUGCCCGUGCUGCAGCAGUUGCAGCAGAUGCAGGACGUGCACAGCCGCCGAGACCGCCUGCGUGCCGCCGCCGCCGCCGCCUUCGCCGCCCUCUCCCCCGCCGCGCUGCCCGCCCUGACGCGACUGCGCCUGCCCGUGCGCGUCGCGGCCAGCCGCCACCUGCGCCUGCUCACCGCCACUCGCGCCCUCACCAUCAGCGGUGAAGACCUGCGCCCGCUGCCCUCCCUCGCGGUGGAGAUGGCGCGUGUGUCUGUGGGCGGCGAGGCCGGCGCGGACCCGGGCCGGCCCACUCGCAGCCAGCUGGCGCUGCAGCCGCUGACGUGUCUCGAGGAGCUGACGCUGACGCACGUGCGUGUGCAUCGGCUGCUGGCUGCGGGCGGCGGGGCAGCCGAGCGACCGGCCAGCCUGCAGCGCAUCCGCCUGCUGCAAGCUUCCUACCUGCUCCCUCCCGACGUCCCGACGGCUGCCGCCGCCGCCCCUGACGCCGCCGCCGCCGCCGCGCUGCUCCGCUCCGCCGCCGCCACGGAGCUCCACAUCCACCACCUGCUGCUGGACUGGCCGUCGCGGCUGCUCAGCGUGGCAGUGCUACAGCCCAACACCGCACCCGCUGCUGCCACUGCCACUACUGCCGCCGCCCUCGGCACCAGCACUGGCGUCCUCCGCCUGGGCACCACCGCCGGCAACAGUGCCAGCCGCUGCCGUCGCCGCCAGCGCCACCGCCUCGGCCGCGGCUUCGGCCGCCGUGCCGGUCUGGGUGGCUUUGAUGACUUUGGUCCGGGCUGGGAGCCGUCGCCGCCGCUGGAUGUGCCUCAGCUGGCGGCGCUGGUCCGGUCUCUGGCGGCGCCGCUGGGUCUUGACGUGCUGCACGUGGACGCCGUGGAUGUCACGUGCCGCCAGCACUCGGAGCACAUUCUCACUGCCGCAGUCGCCGCCGCCGCCGCCGCCGCGGGUGGUGGUGGUGGUGGUGGUGGCGGUGGCGCAGGUGCCGGCGGCGCAAACGCCCUGCCGGUGCUGGAACGGGCGUGGCGUGUGCUUGAGGCCUUUGCCGCCGGCGGUCCUGGCGCAGUGCUUGCUCUGGAGCCGACACCUGCUCCACCGCCCCCGCAGCACCAACAGCACCAACAGCAGCAGCAGCAGCAGCAGCAGCAGCAGCAGCAGCAGCAGCAAGAGCCCUGGGCGGCGCCCAUGGUUGAGCCUGUGCCGGUGGCAGGCCAGUUGCCGCCGGCUGUGCUACCGGCUGCGUUUGCGGCCGGCGAUCUGCCGCUGCAGCUGCCGCCGCUGCCGCUGCAGCUGCCUGCUGCGGUGCUGCCGCCACACCUGCUGCAGGACCAUCCAGCUCCCGGCCCUUUCAUGUUCAACAUACCUGGCCCGGCCAUGUUUGUCUUCGCCCCUGCUCCUGGCAUGGCCGUCCAGGCUGCCCUCCCCGUCCUCGCCCCCGCUGCCCUCGCCCCCGUCGCCGCUGCCUUUCCUCUCUUCGCCCCCGCCCCCGCCGUCGGUCAGUUUCCUCCUCCCGCCGCCCUCGCCGCCGCCGCUGCCCCCUUCCUCGCCGGCCCCUUCGCCCCCGCCCAUGCCCCCGCUCCCAUCCCCGCUGCCGCUGCCGCCCAGCCUCCUCCUCCUCCCGCCGCUGGCCCCGCCCCACCACUCCCUCCCCUCCUGGCCAACGUACAACUCGCAGCCAACAUGGCCGUCCAUCUGCUAGCCCCACCGCCGCUGCUGCCGCCGCCACCCCAUGCCAACGGCGGCCCAGCCGCCGCCGCCGCCGCCGCUCCCCAGGCUCCCGCUUAGCUGCAGGGGCAGGAGGCGGCGCGUGCGCAGUUGCUUCACCUUCGCCAGCAGUACAGUCGCGGAGAUGUCGCCACCAUCGCAGCAGCAGCCACUGCCGCAGCUGCGGCCGCCGCCACUGCGGACCCAGCCGCCGAGGAGGCCUCCCUCCUUGCCGCCGCCGACACCGCCGUCGCCGUGGCCGCCACCGCCGCCUGCACCCUGCCCCUCCCCGUGGCUCCUACGCUCCCCGCUGGCGCCGCGCCUGAUGCGCCUCACGCCGCCCCAUCUGCCGCCCGCGGCGCCCGCGCCCGCGCGAUCCAGCCUCCUCCUCCUCCCCCUCGCGAGCGGCUGCUGUUGGGCCGUGUAACCACUGACCUGUCCCUGGCCUCCGCCGUGCGGCUGCAGCGCCUGGUAAAAGGCUGCGGCGGCGCAGGCGGCGGUGCGGUGACGACCGUGGAGGUGGUGCCCGACAGCAUCAGAGGCAGCACUGACGGGUGUGUGGAGCUGCUACGGCUGCUUCCCAAUGCCGCACCCGCCCCUGGACCUGCCCCCAGUGCUACUGCUGCCGCCGCUGCCUCCGACAGUCUUGCUACUGCCAAUGCGGCGGCAGCGGCGGCGGCGCGGCGCUUGCCUCGCCACCUAGUGCUGAAUUGCGCAUCCGGCUUUGCUCUGAGUCAUGCUCAUCAGGAUUUGGAGUCGGAUCCGGAUCAGCACCAGCAUCCCGCCGGCCUGCCGCCAGCCGUGGCGGCAGCAUUGAUGGGUCUGCGGUGGCGGCGCGGUGGCAUCGAUGCCCGCAGCCGCGGCCGCAGCCGCCGCCUGCCGCUUGACCUUGUGGCGGCGGCGCUCGCCACCUGGCCGCCGGGGGCCCUGCAGUCCGUGACGCUGCUGCCUGGUGCGGAUCGGGACUGGCGCAGCGAGGGUGACACCGAUCUGACUCUCUGCGUCGGUGAGCAGCUGCAGGACCAGGCGCGCCGUCGCCUGCACCGCCUCCACCCAGGCAGCCUCGAUGUGGACGGCAAGGCCCGGCGCCUGCUGCGCCUGCUGUGUGGCGCAGCACAGCUACUGGGCCGCAGUGGCAGCGGCACCAAUGGCGGUGGCGGCGGCGGUGCCAUUGACACAGCCGCUGCUGCUGCCCCCUGCACUUCUCUCGCCCCUGCCCCUGCCACUGUGUUCCCUGUGUGGCUUGCCCGCCCACCCAGCCUGCAGUCCGGCACUGCUGCCACCGCGGCCGCCCACACUACCACGAUGUGUGAGGCUGUGGCGGAGGUGCUGCCGCGCCUGCUGCGGCUGCUGCCCUGCGGCUGGUUCCUGUACGUGGGGCGCGGCAGCGAGCAGGAGCUGGCGCAGUGCUUGGAGGUGGCGGCGGCUGCCGCGGCGUCAAGUGGUGACCCUCGCGCCCACGACAGCCGCCUGCGCUACAGUGGGGCCGUGUGGAUGGCGGUGCUUCCUGAGCACAGGCGCCAGGGCGUGUGUGUGGAGGGCGUGUUUGCCGGCAGGCUUGAGUGCGUGGGCGAGGGCCGCUGCUGCAGUGAGGGCGGCGCCGGUGCAGUGCCAGCACCGCCCGCCGGCCCGCAGCAACAGCAGCAGCAGCAGCCGCCGCAGCAGCAGCAGCUACCGCAUGUGCAACUACCGCCCGGCGACCUGGCGGCGUUUGCAGCGGCGGAUGUGGUUGCGGCGGCGGCGGAAGAUGCAGCAGAGGUGGAAGGGGAGGUGGAGCUGGCAGGCGAGCCUGCUGGUGUGGUGGGCAUGGAGCUGCUGCCUGCCGGCGACCUGGACUGGGCGGAUGGAGAUGGGGAUGGGGAUUUGGAUCUGGACGCGGCCCUGAAUCUGGAUUUCCCGAUGAUGAUGGCAGCAGCUGGUGGACUUGAUGACAAUGACGUGUGGGGAGCUGCUGCCGCCGAUGGCGAUGGUGACGAGGUGGCUGUCGGCGGCGGCUCUGUCGACCUGAUGGAUGUGGACGACGGCUGAGCCGCAGGAGCAAGUGGCGUUUCCAAUGACAUGGCUAGGCGCUGGCUGCGACUGUCUGCAAGGAGAUUCCAAGUUGUGUUGUUGACUUGCUGUGUGCUGCUGUACCGUCUGCACCUGGAUGUUUCCAUGGAGACUCCCACUUGUGUACGGUGACUGACUUGCUGCGUGCAUGUUGCGCCUGUGCGUAAGGAGAUUCCCGAUGUUGUGUUGCUAUGCAGCUAUGGGCAUGCCGGGGCUGUUUGCAAGGAGAUUCCAUUAGGCUGGCAUUUGUCAGGUCGAGGCCUGACGCUGUUCCGUAUUGACGUGAGAAACUGAGAUUGGGGACAGACCCCUAACAACACUUGGCAAAACGCCGGCCAUUGUAACUGUUGAUGCCAAAUUCAUGUUCCCUCCUGGCCUCCUUGCUGUCAUGGGGUUGGGCUGGCUGGGGUUGGUGCACGGUACGGAGCAUGUGCCAGGCAGGGUCGUGGCCUCGUGGGAACUGGGCAGAGAUGGGGCCUGAGUAGGGUAGUGAUUGCAGCCAGGGCUCAGCAUGCGGACCUGCCAACGUGCUCGCUCGCUCACAGUCAGCGAAGCUAUGGGUAGGUUCAGGCUUCAGCGGUAUGUGAUGUUAGAGGGUAUGCGGAGGGUUGGAUGCGAGGCCGUAUGGUUGCGAUAUUACAAAGAAGGGACAAUCCGACCAAGCAAGGGUGCCCAGCACCCAGGUCAAGAGGGACCAUCUCCGGCCCGAAAGGAAACCACC